GGCUCCGCUGCUGCUGCUGCCGCUGGGGACGCCGCCGCAUUCGCCGCGGAACUCUGCGAGUGGAACGGCUGAGGCGGGCCCGGGCGAGGCCGGGGUGCCGGCCGCUCUGCAGGAAUGGAGAUAAUCCGGAGCAAUUUUAAGAGUAAUCUUCACAAAGUGUACCAGGCCAUCGAGGAGGCGGACUUCUUCGCCAUCGAUGGGGAGUUUUCAGGUAUCAGUGAUGGACCCUCAGUAACUGCAUUAACAAAUGGUUUUGACACUCCAGAAGAAAGAUAUCAGAAGCUUAAAAAGCAUUCCAUGGACUUUUUGCUGUUUCAGUUUGGCCUUUGCACUUUUAAGUAUGACCACACAGAUUCAAAGUAUAUAACAAAGUCAUUUAACUUCUAUGUUUUCCCGAAACCCUUCAAUAGAUCCUCGCCAGAUGUCAAAUUUGUUUGUCAGAGCUCCAGCAUCGACUUCCUAGCAAGCCAAGGAUUUGAUUUUAAUAAAGUUUUCUGCAAUGGAAUUCCGUAUUUAAAUCAGGAAGAAGAAAGACAGUUAAGAGAGCAGUAUGAUGAAAAACGUUCACAGACCAAUGGUGCAGGAACUCUAGCAUACGUGUCUCCAAACACUUCAAAGCAUCCUGUGACGAUUCCUGAGGAUCAGAAGAAGUUUAUUGACCAAGUGGUAGAGAAGAUAGAAGAUUUACUACAAAGUGGAGAGAACAAGAACUUAGAUUUAGAGCCAUGUACUGGGUUCCAAAGAAAAUUAAUUUAUCAGACCUUGAGCAGAAAAUAUCCCAAAGGCAUUCAUGUUGAGACUUUAGAAACUGAAAAGAAGGAGCGAUACAUAGUAAUCAGCAAAGUAGAUGAAGAAGAACGCAAAAGACGAGAGGAGCAGAGACUCGCUAAAGAACAGGAAGAACUGAAUGAUGCUGUGGGUUUUUCUAGAGUCAUUCAUGCUAUUGCAAAUUCGGGAAAGCUUGUUAUUGGGCACAACAUGCUCUUGGAUGUGAUGCACACGGUCCAUCAGUUCUAUUGCCCUCUGCCUGCGGACUUAAAUGAGUUUAAGGAGAUGACAUCGUGUGUUUUUCCCAGACUCUUGGAUACAAAAUUGAUGGCCAGCACACAACCUUUUAAGGAUAUCAUUAACAACACAUCCCUUGCGGAAUUGGAAAAACGCUUAAAAGAGACACCUUUCAGCCCUCCUAAAGUUGAAAGUGCAGAAGGUUUUCCCAGUUAUGACACAGCUUCUGAACAGCUUCACGAGGCAGGCUAUGAUGCUUAUAUCACAGGACUGUGCUUCAUCUCCAUGGCAAAUUACCUAGGUUCUUUUCUCAGUCCUCCAAAAAUUCAUGUGUCUGCCAGAUCAAAACUCAUUGAACCUUUUUUUAACAAGUUAUUUCUUAUGAGGGUCAUGGAUAUUCCUUAUCUAAACUUGGAAGGACCGGACUUGCAGCCUAAACGUGAUCAUGUUCUCCACGUGACAUUCCCCAAAGAAUGGAAAACCAGCGACCUUUACCAGCUCUUCAGUGCCUUCGGUAACAUCCAGAUAUCCUGGAUUGAUGACACAUCAGCAUUUGUUUCCCUCAGCCAGCCUGAGCAAGUACAAAUUGGCAGAGACAGACAGAGCAGACAGAAAGAGUUCUUCCAUCUGCUGGUUCACUCCCCAAAUGCCCACAAAACAGCCACAGCUGGGCCAGGCAGAAGCAAGGAGCUGGGAAGACAAUCCAGGUCUCCCACAUGAGUGACGGAGACCCAACUGCCUGAUCAUCACCACCUGCUGCUCCCAGGGUGUGCAUUAGAAUUGAGAACGAGCUGGGACUUGGACCUAGGUGCUUCAGUAUGGGAUGUGGGUGUCCCAAGUGGCAUCUUAAACACUGCAGCAAAUGCCUGCUCCCAAAGACUAGAAUUUUAGAGGUAAAACUGUAAACAGCAAAUUUACUAAAUAAAAUACUGGAAAAAUUCCUUCUCAAAGAAAAGGUGUCUAAGUGUUUGCUGGCCUUGAGUUGAUCCUUUUGAGCAUAAGAUUAACAGUAAUAUAUGUGAAGGGAUUGUUCCUCAUAACCUUCCUCUGUAACUUUCAAAAACUUUGCUGUGCCAGCGUCAGUCUUUGAAGCGUUUGCUUUAAAUAAGGUCCUCCUAGUUACCACAGAAUAGUACAUCGCCAUGGAAAUACGAGCCUGUGUUCCCACACACUCCAUUUUCAGGUCAUCUGAUCAGAUAACUAUGAUAGCAAAAAAAUUUUCACUAUGUUCUGAGUCUAGGAACACUGGGUUAAUUUGUUGUUGUUGUUUGCCUGUUAUUUAUUUAUUAAAAAAUAAACACAUGCUUGUUGCAGAAAAUUUGGAAAGCACACACAGAGUAAACACUGCCACCCAGAAAUAAUUAUGUUAGCAUUUCGAUCUAUGUUUUCUUCCAGUAUCUUGCCUUAUUAUUUUAUGUGCUAUAAAUAGAACUUAAGAGUUCUGUUGUUUCUAAUUAAAAGAAAUUUUCUCAAGUUGUUUAAACAUUUUUUUAUUGACAGCCAUAAUUUACUCAACAGUAUGCUUUUUGUAGGAUUUUUACAUUGUUUUUAUUGUAAUAAGUAAUAUUCUCAAACCUCUGCACACAAGGAUUUUGUGUGAAAGAAAGAGCUCCAAUUGGAAAACUGCAGGUUUCUGGAAUUUCAGUUGGUGCCUAUUCACAGUGUGAAUGCAGUGAGAAUUAGUUUUUUGUUUUUUUUUUUUUUAAGUUAAAAACCACAGUUCCUCAUAUUUUAUCAGAUCACCUUCUAAAAAGAUAGAAUCAGUUAUAAUAUGGGCAACACUAAGUGUUUAUCUUUUCGAAACUGUUCUUAUCAGCACUCAAGAUUACUACUGAGAAAAUACUUUUUUUUGCAGUUGGACUUCAUGUAUUUUCUUAUCGAUGAAUAGACAACAUUCUGCUACAUUUGCUUUAUUUCACCCUCUGUCUACACCCCCGCACACACAUCUCCAUAUUCCUAUGCACAAAUCUAUAAUGUAUGUUUAUGUAACCAUGUAUAGCUGUAUUUUUCUUUUGCAAAGCCAUUUGAGAAUCAGUUGCAGACAUAAUAGUUCAGUUAUAUACUUCAGUACAUUUCUCUUAGGAACAAAGGAAUUUUUCUUAUAUAAUCCUAAUUUUUUUAUCACACUCAGGAAAUUUAAUAUUGAUGUUAUUUUGUUAUGAUCUAAUGUUCAAACUGUAAUAAAAUUUCCCAAACAUUCCAGUACUAUCCCUUACAAUGUUCUUUUUACCCUAACACCCAAUCACAGUUGUGUAUUGCAUUUAGUCAUCAUAGGUCUUUAGUCUCCUUUAACUAGAAAAGUUCCCCUGCUGGUUUUUGUUUUUCAUAAGAUGGACAUUUUUUUGGAAGAGCUGAGACCAGUUGUUCUGUGAUAUCGUUCAAUUUGGGUUUGUCUGGAUCGUCUCAUGGUAAGGUUCAGGUUAAACAACUCUGACAGCAGUACUACAUGGGUGACGCGCUCUUUUCAGCACCUUGUACCAAGAGGCAUGUGCUGUCCGUUUGUUCCAUUGUUGCUCAUGUGUUGUUUGAUCGUUAAUCAAGUGAUGGCCUCAGAUUUCUCCACUGUGGCUUUACUCCUUUGUGAUGAAUAUGCACUAUACGGGUGAUACUGUGUUCCUCAGUGAUGUUCAACAACAGCAUUGGCAUCCAUCGAUGUUUUUUUUACAAAAUGGAUUGCUUGUGAAUUUGCAUGGCCUCCCUGGCAAGGAGGCCCUUCGUUUCAAUUCAUGUGUUGUCAAAGUGGACAUUAAAAUUAUUUCCAAAA
Lepus europaeus (European hare) is the source of this 3769-nucleotide messenger RNA. It is a transcript of the gene PARN, whose product is annotated as poly(A)-specific ribonuclease. The record is from RefSeq and is a predicted model, not a curated record. NCBI's taxonomy places the organism in Eukaryota, Metazoa, Chordata, Mammalia, Lagomorpha, Leporidae. Gene Ontology annotation, molecular function: RNA binding; metal ion binding; poly(A)-specific ribonuclease activity. The transcript has 22 exons. The coding region runs from base 115 to 1725 and encodes 536 amino acids. Gene Ontology annotation, biological process: nuclear-transcribed mRNA poly(A) tail shortening. Gene Ontology annotation, cellular component: nucleus; cytoplasm.